Messenger RNA from Magnolia sinica, 2147 nucleotides. RefSeq lists its product as uncharacterized. The transcript has 16 exons. NCBI's taxonomy places the organism in Eukaryota, Viridiplantae, Streptophyta, Magnoliopsida, Magnoliales, Magnoliaceae. The record is from RefSeq and is a predicted model, not a curated record. Bases 509 to 1846 code for a protein of 445 amino acids.
CGUUUCAACUCUCCAUCUUUUCAAGCGGAAGAGGUUUGGAAAGAAAAGUCUGAAAGGGGUUUCCUUUCUACAAAGAAACGUUUCGGUUGGUAUAACUGCAAGAGGGCCGUCUGUAAUUUCCGUUAUGCAAAAGGGCAUUUUCCUUCAAUUAUUCCAAAUUCUCCGCCUAUAAAGGCAAAGAAAAUCAAUCGGAUUUGAAUAUUUGUCGUGGUUCUUCAUUUUCUCUUCUCUCUCUCUCUGUCUCUCUCUCUCUCUUCCCCUUUCUUUCAACACAAGCACCAUAUCUCGAAACCACACCCUGUGAAUGGUCACCUUGGCAUAGUAGUUUAUCUUCCAUUGGGAUUCAUCUUGCUUCUCCACAAGGAUACUCAGCCUAGUAUCGAAAGAUUAGUUCACAUUAUUGAAGAACACGUCAGUUGCUGCAGAUUUUCUCAAGGGUUCGACACGAUAUUUUAUUGCUUGAUCAAUGUUGUUGGUGUGACGUGUGAGUUUAAGAAGCUAUACUAAGAUGGGGAGCAUCCAUCGCAAUGGUAUUCUGAGAAGACCAAAUGACAAUCACAGUGGUAUUCUGAGAAGGUCAAACGACGUUACAAGAAUUAUUACUUCAACUGUUAUUGGAGUUGUCUUUGGAUUCUUUGUUGGAAUCUCAUUUCAAAACUUUUCAGUUGCCAAGCAGAUUAGCUUGCCUACCAGCCUUCUGUCCUCCAUCGAUGCAGCCACUAUCAAUGGCCAUAGAUCGGAGAGCACUACCCAAUCUUUCACACCUAAACUUGGUUCAGAUGAAAACAAAUCUUCUGGAACUUAUAGCUCAGGAGAUAGUUCAAAGAUAUAUGUUACGACAAAUCCUCGCGGUGCAGAGUCAUUGCCUCCAGGGAUCGUCGUUUCAGAAACCGAUUUCUAUUUGCGCAGAUUGUGGGGUAAUCCCAGUGAGGACUUGACAAUUAGGCCAAAGUACCUGCUGACAUUCACAGUUGGAUUUGAUCAGAGGAAUAAUAUUAAUGCUGCAGUUAAAAAGUUUUCUGAUGACUUUCAGAUUAUGCUCUUUCAUUAUGAUGGUCGUACAAGUGAAUGGGAUCAAUUUGAGUGGUCAAAACGUGCAAUUCAUGUUAGUGCAAGGAGCCAAACAAAAUGGUGGUAUGCAAAACGGUUUUUACACCCAGAUUCAGUAGCAGCUUAUGAUUACAUAUUUAUCUGGGAUGAAGAUCUUGGAGUUGAACACUUCAAUGCAGAGAAGUACAUUGAAUUGGUAAAGAAACAUGGUUUGGAAAUCUCACAACCAGGUCUGGAGCCAGAUAAAGGCUUGACGUGGCAGAUGACUAAAAGGAGAGGUGACAGUGAAGUACACAAGGAAACAACUGAGAAACCAGGUUGGUGCAAUGAUCCGCAUUUGCCACCAUGUGCAGCUUUUGUGGAAAUUAUGGCCCCUGUUUUUUCUCGAGAUGCUUGGCGCUGUGUGUGGCAUAUGAUUCAGAAUGAUUUGGUACAUGGAUGGGGGUUGGACUUUGCCCUUAGAAGAUGUGUAGAGCCUGCUCACGAGAAGAUUGGUGUGGUUGAUUCGCAAUGGAUAGUUCACCAAGUCAUCCCUUCUCUUGGGAAUCAGCGAGCUCUAUGUAGCUGCCUCUAUAAGGAUUGCUUGGUUGGAAGCCUGGACUCCAGAUUCCUCCUUAUCUCGCCAUGGCUGGCCUUGGAGAUAUCUCCCCAUUCCUUUCGGUCAACGGGUCAGGCCGAUAAGGGGAAAGCGCCAUGGCAAGGGGUGAGAGAGAGGUGCAAGAGCGAGUGGACAAUGUUCAGAAAUCGUCUUGCAGAUGCCGAUCGAGCAUAUCUCGAACAGAAGGGGAGGGGCUGAGCUGGAUCCCACUUCUCUUUUUUUGGCAAUCCCUCCUUGAAAAGGUUGAGAGUUGAGAAAUAUGGUUUGUGAUUCUUCGGUUCUUUUAAGUGAAAUUUUCUUCCUGAGGGCCCCCCACAAUUUCUUCAAGCCAUUGGGGGGCCCGCAGCUACUGAAAGGGGGGGGAAGGGCAUUUCACUUUCUUGUCCAUAAGCAUUACGUAGAGAAUAUGACCACCUUCUGAACCGUCUUGAAUUUUGUUGGUAUAUUUACAUUCAUUACCAUUUGAAAGGUGCAUGUAUGUAUAUCAAUUUUUCUUUCC